This is a messenger RNA of Lathyrus sativus (Indian pea), 1068 nucleotides long. Lineage: Eukaryota; Viridiplantae; Streptophyta; Magnoliopsida; Fabales; Fabaceae. The record is from the annotation of a GenBank genome assembly.
AUGGCUUCUUUUCUUUCCUUAUCUCUUCCCAAACUAAACUUAAUAAAAGCCUCUUCAGCUUCUACAACAACAACACCUCUUUCAACUCCUGAGGCACUCAAUGAGAAAUUUGGAAGAAAAGGAAUCAAAUUCUUGGAGAAUAAUAGCAUUCCCAUUGUUGAGUUGACAGUUAGAAAUGGAAGCUCUUUGAACCUAAGAUUACCUGAUGCUCAUGUAACAUCUUACAAACCAAAAGUGUUUUGGAAAGAUGAUGGUUUCGAAGAAUUUCUUUACACUAUUCCUGCCACUGAAACAGGUCUUUAUAAAGCUAAAGGUGGAAUUGGUUUGGUCUUGAAUGAAGUUUUACAACCUGGUGCAAAAGCGUUGCUUCCUUCUACGCUAGAAUGGACUGUAAAUGAUGUUGAUUAUGAUGCCAUUGAUGCUCUCCAGGUUGAAUUGAUAAGCACUAAUAGGUUUUUUGACAUGACUUAUAUUGUGACACUCUAUCCUGUGAGUAUGGCAACAGCGGUUAUAGUUAAGAACAAAGCUCCGAAGCCUGUUACUCUAACGAAUGCUAUACUAAGCCAUUUUCGAUUUAAGAGAAGAGGUGGCGCGGCUAUUAAAGGCCUUCAAACUUGCUCAUACUGCUCACAUCCUCCUCUUGUUUCCCCUUUUCAAAUCUUGAAUCCGUCGGAAGCGGUUAAGUCUGAGCCUAGUAGAUUGAUUUCCUUUGGUGCUGAGCCUGAAUUGAAGCCUGGUUUAUGGACUCAACAGGCUGUUCCUAUUACUCUCCUUGAGAAUAAGAUGAGUAGAGUCUUUGCUGCACCUCCGGAGGAAAGAUCGAAGGCGUUUUAUAACACACCGCCUUCGAAAUAUGAAAUCGUUGACCAGGGACGUGAGAUUUUCUUUAGGGUUAUAAGAAUGGGAUUUGAGGAUACAUAUGUGUCAAGUCCUGGUUCGAUGUCAGAGAAAUAUGGAAAGGACUAUUUUGUAUGCACUGGUCCUGCUUCAAUGUUGGUGCCUGUGAUUGUGAAUCCUGGUGAAGAAUGGAGAGGAGCACAAGUUAUUGAGCAUGAUAAUCUCUCGUAA